Megalopta genalis is the source of this 3451-nucleotide messenger RNA. The record is from RefSeq and is a predicted model, not a curated record. Lineage: Eukaryota; Metazoa; Arthropoda; Insecta; Hymenoptera; Halictidae.
UAUUUAUAAUAUGAUGUAUUUUUUUCGUACAAGUUGUCCAGUAUCCAAAAACAUUUUUAAGAAGACUUAUACCGUGAUUUGAAUAUAGCGCGUUUUGCACGCUUAGCAACAUACUAACACUAACUGUAGAGGGUUGUAAAAAAAAAGGUAGCAACAUACAUGUGUACAUAUUUUCAAAAUUAUAAACAAUUUUUCACUUUCUUUUGUAUUAGCUGAUAAAUAAAUAUUUAUCAAUGGCAAGGAUAUGUAACUGACAUUUCUCAGAUAAAGCUUAAUCUAAAUACAUAUGAAUGUGCAUGUACAUAAAUUAUACAGUAAUGGGACCUAUUCCGCACGCUUUUCUUAUUAAAGCUAGCUAGCUAGCCCUAAGCUAACACGCAUGUCUCCACCAUUUUACUACACAUUUAAUUCGCAGUAGAUCCUGUGUCAACAAUGAAUCAUUAGCCAAUCAGAGCAAAGAAAAUUUCUACAUCAAGUUCCACUAAGGAAUUAAGCUACGGCCUGAAAGUAUGCAGGAAUAGGUCCCAUUACUACGCAUAGGUGCUUCUAGAUUUCGUUAGAUGUACUAUUUGAGUAUACAUAACAUAUAUAUAAUAUAUAUAUGUGUGUAUAUAUACAUCUGUAAAACGUGUUACGAGUCAUGCAGUAUAUAUCACAUAGCUAUAUAAAAAUAAAUGCUGCUUUUCCAUUAGAAUUUUUUGUAUACUCUAAAUUUCUAUUUGCUUUAAACUAACACAGUUGAGUUGAAAAUAUUAAUACUGCAUUUGUUUUAUACCUAAUGUAAACUUGAGUCUUGUGUUGUCAAUGUCAUGUGCCAGAUCCUUGUAAAUGCUAUCAAUUUGAAUCAGUAGUGUAAAGCAAAUUUGUCAUAUCAAUUAUACAUUUAUCAAUCAUACAUUUAAUCUGACUCCUAAUACUUAUUUUUAGAUAAUUAAAAAUAUAGCAAGAAAAAUAAAUAAUUCAUAACAAGGCAAUAUUAUUAACUACAAAAAUGACAUAUACAAAUUUAUUAAAUCGGUUGAAUGAUUUAUGUCAUAGGGAACUCUCUACAAAGGAGGAUGCACCUGAAUAUAGGAGUACUGCUGAAACAACUAAUGAUGACUACAUACAGACACCUUAUUAAACGAUUUACAAAGUAUGGAAAUGUGCAAAAUUGCUUCUUAAUGAGAAAUGAAAGAAAAAGUAAUAUUGCUUUUGUUACUUUUGACACAGUGGAAUCAGCUCUAAGUGCUAGAGAUGAAAUAAUUCAACUGCAUAAUAAAUAUUUAAAAGUAGAACCAGCAGAUUCUUGGCAUCAACCAGAUAGUGUACCAUAUCGAUAUUAUAAUAAUGAUGGACAGAAAUCUGACGAAGAACAGUCAAGUGAACAAUACAAAGAAAACUUGGAUGAAAAUGACAUUACAAAGGAUAGCAUUCAAAUAUUAAAUGAUGAUUGUUUGAUACAUAUCUUUCAUCAAUUACCAAUUGUAGAUAGAAUUAGAGCAGAGAGAGUGUGUAAAAGGUGGAGAUCUUUAAUUCAAGGAUCAUGGAACAGUAUUAAAAAGCUGGAUCUUUUAUGUAAACCAUAUUCACUUUAUCAUAUGGUAACCAGUACAACUAUUCUUCGUAAAAUACUGUUGCGUUGUGGUCGAUAUUUAACUGAAAUCAACUUAUCAGAAACAAAAUAUUUAUUAAGACCAAGUACAUUAACAAUUGUUGCAAAACUGUGUCCCAAUUUAAAAAAUAUUGAUCUCACUGCCCUCACUGUUUGUUCAGCUGGAAUAAUUUCAUUAACAAACAGUUGUCAUAACAUUACAAAACUUAGUCUUAGACCAGCCACUUACAACUACCUAACAAACAAUGUGGAUAGAGCACCCAAUUACAACUAUGAUAGAGACUUACAAAAAUUAUUUGAAGUAAAUAAAACAUUACGAUAUGUUAAAAUAGUCAGUGGCCAAAUAUCUGGAAAUUGUUUAUUAUAUUUACCAGUAGAAACAAUAGAAGAAAUUGUUUUAGAUAAGUGUAUGCAUCUCCAGGAAAAAUGUUUAUCUCAGGUAUUUGAAAAACUACAGAAUCUAACAACUCUUACAUUUAUCAAUUGUUGUUAUGUUAAUAGUUCUUUUAAUAUAUUUAAAACUAUCAGUACGCACUGUACAAGACUGAAAACAUUAAAUUUCUUACAAGAUGAAGAUGUCAACUUUAUUUUCAAUGAUAGUUUACAUACUAUACAGCUGCCUAAUCUUGAAGCCUUAACAAUCAACAAGUAUACUGGUUGGUAUACGGUUGAUGUGAACGAAUUUCUUAGUUAUAUGGUAUCAAAAUGUCGGCAACUUACUUUCCUGAAUAUCACGGGAUGUGAAUGUGUCACAAAUGUCGGUAUAGCAGCCAUAGCAACGUUACCAAAAUUAGAAACAUUAAUAAUGAAUUAUAUGUAUGAUGUAACAGAUACUAGCAUGCAUAAUAUGUGUAAUUUGAAAAAAUUAGAAUGUCGUUCAUGCAAUUUCACAGAUACAACAAUUAUUGAACUUUUAGCUUCUGCACCCCAACUAGAAUUAUUGGAUUUAACGUCUUGUCGUAAAAUCACAAAUGCAACACUAAAGGAAGCUGCUAUAGUUACUGUAAAUAGACCUGACAAUAUACUCUUAAAAAUUUUUGUUGGAGACACUAGUGUAAACUUGAGUAACUUUAAGGAAGUCUCGCCGUUUUUACAAAUAGUCAAUGUUGUUUGAAUCAAUAUUUGUCUAAAGACAUAGUCAAAAUGUUUUUGCAUACAGUUUGUAAUAAAAUAAAAUGUCGUGUAAUGGUUUUAUAAUGCUAUGUGUCUUUUCCAAAAUAAAAUGUGACGUUUUUUUUCAAAAUUUGAAAAUAAUAAAAUCAUAUUUCAAUGUAGGAUAAAUUUAUUCUUUGCAUAAUUACAACAUUUAGACAGUAAAUCGAUACAACGGCAAUUAUUAUGCACAAAUUUGUAACAAGGAAUAUAUCCAUAUAUUUAUAAUAAGUGCCAGAAGUAAUCGUUUCAUUGACAGUUAAAAUUCACUGUUUCGUGAAUUUAGAUUUUUUAACUGUGUUGUUUUACAUUCGCUUUUCCUAAACAGAACUCCGAUAUUAAAAAUGAUAUCAGUUUACAGUAUAUAUCGUGAAAGUUGUGUCUUUAAUAAAUUGCGUUACACACAUCAUACAUUAGAUGUAUAAACAUAAUACGAAACAUCAGUUCUUGGGCGUCUUAUUCCGAAAUACAUCAGUGAGUGUAUGUACUCUCACUGUGCUUGCAAAGAUCACAAUAUGCUCGUAGUGCUAUCCGAUAUUUUUUAAGCCAAAUCGGGAAAGGCUGAACAACUAUAUUUGUUUUCUACAGAAAAAAAAUAUUUAUGCAACCAUGAAUAAGUAAAACUAAAAGUUAGAUUACAUAUAAUAUGUGUAAUGAAUAGAUGUACAUGUGCAAUGAAUAAUGAAGUUUACUUACAAUUCUCAA